Sapajus apella (tufted capuchin) is the source of this 2451-nucleotide messenger RNA. RefSeq names its product interferon alpha-inducible protein 27, mitochondrial-like. The record is from RefSeq and is a predicted model, not a curated record. Gene Ontology annotation, biological process: apoptotic signaling pathway. Gene Ontology annotation, cellular component: membrane; mitochondrion. The transcript has 5 exons. The coding region runs from base 1 to 438 and encodes 145 amino acids. NCBI's taxonomy places the organism in Eukaryota, Metazoa, Chordata, Mammalia, Primates, Cebidae.
AUGGGUGAUGUUCUGAGGGAAGACGGGCCUCGAGGACCCUUGGGGGAAACUAAAGCCAUGGAAUUCACCCGAGCAGUGACUGGUGUGGCCAGGGUGGCCUCUGGCUGUGCUGUAGCUUUGCCUGUGGCCAGGAUUGCUUCAGUUGUGAUUGGAGCCCGUGAACCGACCCAGCUCCUCUUCCCCGCAGCCACGGAGGUGCAGGCUGUGCCUGUGGUGCUCGGUGCCAGGGGCUUCACUGGGGUGGGAAUGGCCGAGAACUCCAUAGCAGCCAAGGUGACGUCCGCAGCGGCCAUCGCCGACAGGGGCGGAGUUGCCUCAGGCAGCCUGGUGGUUACUCUGCAGUCACUGGGAGCAACUGGGCUCUCCAGGUUGACCAAGUUAGUCCUGGGCUCCACUGGGUCUGCUGCUGCGGCGGCUGGCUUUGUGAACUUCCUCUAGCUCCCUGCCCCUCGCCCUGCAGUGAAGAGAACUGUGCCAGGAGAGAAGGUGCCCAGCUGUCCUGACCCAGUGAGGAGCCAGCUAUAGCAAACACACCUGGGGUGAAAUAUACCAAACCCUACACCCCAGAGGAAAACAAGAAAGAAAGGUUAAUUGUUGCAACUCUUCCCAGAAGCUUUUCCUCUCGCUGGCUGUGGGGCCGGCGCAGCGUGAUUCUUGAGGUGGGGAAGGGGCAUGUUAGGGCUCAAUUCUCUUUCCCCACACUGUCAUCACAAAAACUUGGGAUAUGAUGAACCAAAAUGAAUCUAAAUUUGAAGACAAGCUGUCGCUACCCUGCUACUGACUCUGUAUGUAACCCUGGCAGGUCACCUCCUCUCUGAGUCUGUUUGCGCCUCUCUAAAUGGGGAGUUGAACUAAAUGGCCUUCAAGAUCCCAGCCAGGGCUUGUGUUUGGCUCAGUUCCCAUGAGGACUCAAGAGCAGGGAAAGCGGUGGGGGAAGUGAGGGGUGGUGGGGGAAGUGAGGGGUGAGGGGGGUGCGAACAGCCUGUUUUUAGCCACUUACCCCAAAGCCAGAGCCUCACAUCUUUGCACACGUACCCCGCCCCCACCCUCUGCAAAUCCAGUGGCUGUUUCCUGAGUGGUUGGCUUAGGCUCACAUAUGUCACUGACAAGUCUCAACGUCAAUGUCCCGAGUCGUCCCAGACUCCACUGCCCUGGCCCUGGCCCUUUUCCCCCAAUAGCCAAUAGGAAACUUUAAUUUGUCAGGGCGCUGACCUUUCUUCCUUAGGACCCUGGUCCUGAAAUGUCCUUCCCUAACCAGAACAAGGCCUUGUAGACACUUCUCAUCGCUGCAAUGUGUUCUGCCCCAGAGUAUCAGGAAUUCGUUCAUAUGUUGUUUUGCUGCUCCUUUCCACACCGUCUAUGAGCACAUGCUGUGGUCCAUGCACAGGGCUGGACCCCAAGGAAGAGAAGGGCACAGCUCGGUCUUUACCUCAGCAGCCCUCAUGGUGAGUUGAAGGGAUGGACCCACAGGCAGAUGGCCAUGGGCACUGACCUCCGAUAAGUGUUAUGCCAGGGGCCAGCCCAUGCCUUGGGGGCCAGAGGCAUGUCAAGGAAGGAGAGUGUGGAUUUUAUCCUGAGGACUUUGGAGAGGCACUGAAGGGUUUUCAACUGUGCAGUGACCACAGACACUGCAACCCUGUGCACCCCACCCUAGGUUUCCAAAGGGAAGCAGAACUGUGAGUCUAGUGCUACAGACAUUUCAAAAACAUUCAACAACUCAUCCACGUCUCUUAACUGGGUCAAUGAAGCAUGGUUUCUAUACAGCCGUAGGAAUUAACACCUUCUCAGGGUGUUCUUUCAAUAUGUGAUUCUUUUCCCCCACCUUCCCCUUUCUUUGAUGCCUUGGGGAAUCUGAAAAAAGCUGUGAAACUUCUCCCCACAAAAUGUACACAUUCCCCAAAUAAUUCCCUCGAUGUUAGGGCAUUCAUUAGAACAUUGGAAGACCCUCAUUGAAGUGAAAGGUAAAACCCCCUGCAUUAACUAGAAAUCUGAGCCUUUCUGAAAGGAAAGCAGGUCUGACCUGGGUUUGGGAGGAUGGACGAGCCUGCAUCCCAGCUAAAGCCCAGUAGACAGUCCUGCAAGGCAGGUCACCUCGGAGCAUCCAUUAUUCUAGGUGUAGGUCGUGACCUCCUCCCUUGUCCCGCUCAUGAAGGUGAGGUCUUCCAGUUCCCAGGGCCUGUUUCCAUUCUGGCAGCCAGCUCCUCACCCCACCUCGGCUGUAUGGCUCUCACCUGAUUCUUUACCUCUGACCCCUCAGCUUGGCCUUUGUAGCAGGCCGAAUUCUAAGAAUGGUGCCCAAUGACCUCCCUGGCAUAAUCCCCUCCUCUCUGGGUGUUGGUGAAGCUUCUGAACAUGUUGAGCUAUCACUCCUGUGAUUUUGGUACGUGAAUGGCAAAACGGAGAUUAUCAGUCGGGCAAGGUAGCUCAUGCCUGCAAUCUCUGCACUUUGGG